AUGAUGCUGAUGCUUGUGGCCGGCAUGCUUUUCGGCGUGCUCGUCUCGUUUGGGUAUCGCCUGACUCCUUUGCUGUUCAGCCCUAGAAAAGUCACUUUAUCCUUUUCCCCAGCCUCACUUCGAAUGGAGGAGAUCAUCCUGGCUAUCAUGGCGAUGAUCAUGAAAUCUAUUUUGUACGCGAUACCCGGAGUUCCGCGCGUAAAGUCUUCCAGACUAGAGCUCGACUCGCCUUUCAUCAUAGAUGUGGAAGACGUCGCUCGAUAUCAAAUAGCAAGUGGACGAGGAACUGGCGCAGGAUUAAGGAUUCCACCAGCUCAACUCAUACUUUUCUUGUCCGCUAUGACUGAGCCCGCGAUGCUUCUCCUCCUCGCAAGCCCCUGGUGUCCAAUCAGUCCCCUGGGUGCCGUCAACGUCCGCAACAGGUUCGAGAUACUACGCCAGGAUCUAUGCCACAUAGCGACGCUUGUGGGUAUGAGGUCAGCUAAUUUGAAGGCUAUAGUACACAAAAAUCCAAGACAGGCUAAAAGAGGUAUCGAGUGGGAUUUGGAGGUCAUGAUCAACGUUCCUACAGGGAGGAGUGAUGGGACUGUGGAUACCAUAUUUCGCCAAAUCUUCACCAUGCUAGAGUUCGGCAAAGUACAAACGAAGAAGGUUCCACGAAAUUCUGAUGAGACACCGCCUAGCAUGGCGACAACACCUUUGUUCGAAAGCACUACGCAGGUAUCGCUGUCCGUGGACGAUCCGCUAAGAUGGGCUGCAAUUUGCAAAGACUAUAACUUCAUACACCUAUCAGGGUUAGCUGCGAAAGUUUUCGGUUUACCAGGAAAGAUAGCGCACGGAAAUCACGUCGUGGCCAAAGCUCUGCAGAGUGCGCCAAAUUUGGGAGGCUCAACAUUCCUGCUAGAUACAUCGUUGUGGAUGGAAGUGCAUUUCAAGAGGCCGAUGGUUGUGCCUGGUAUCUUUGAUACCCUUCUGACUGUUCCAAUCACCAUUCGUGAGCAGAUUUACCACGAGCUUCUCACCUACAUUCCGUCGGAAACAGCCACCAAAGAUGUCGCACUGUCCUCGCCAAUAUGCAAGCUGCUCACUCUGAACCGACAAGUCAACACAGAAGUGUUGAAGUUUCUGAGCAGUCAAUUCCUGCUCGAUACGUCUCUUACGUUCACACUUCUCGAAACACUCUCCUAUUCCAAAGACAGAGCCCUGGAGAUCCUCGUGGGCCCUUGGCUAGAGAAUCCCUUUCUCCGUCACAAAUUUCUUGCUGUCAGCACCAAUGACGCGAUACCUCCACUCCUGACAGCGGACUUGAGGAAGCACUGGCAGCGACAAGGGAGCGCCGGAUAUUAUCUACUCAAGAUUGACAUGUUCAGGCGGAACGUGAAUAGCGAUACCCCAGAGAACACAGUCAUACAAUACAAGAUGGUCUGUAAGUACGCCCGCCUAGUCUACGAUUGCCAACUGGACUGCAUUCGCAGCAAUUAUGGAGGUUUCCUUAGCCCGUCGACAGAAGACACGGUUCUUAUGCUAUGGUCCGCAACUUGCACAAUUGCUGCGGAUCUAGUCGAGGUCAUAUGUCAUCUCGCAGGUACCUUUGGUCCUAAGGGACUAGAGUUAGCGGAUGCAUCGGACAGUGUGGCAUUGCUACAAGAGGCGCGCAAGGUUGCCGAGGAGAUGAUUAGUUUCCUGUCGGAUAAGCCCUUUUGUGCGCAAGAAGAGUCUAUUACGUCGGACGCAGUGCAGGUACCGGUUCGCAAGCAAAAGUUCUUGAUGAGCUUCAAGGCGCAUAUCGUUUGCAAAGCACUCGGAGACGUAGAUGCCGCUAUCGGUUAUCUAGAAGAUGCGAUCGAGUACGAUUCCGAGAGCCCAGAGAACCCAGUAGAAAAGUUGCAUGAGCUAAGAGCUGAGCUUGGAACGGGAAAUGAGGGAUCUGUUCCCAGGGUAAUGACGCACGCGGCCUCGAAAGACGACCUACGCGUCACCACGCUCUUCUCCUUCACCGAACAUGUCGUCCUCGUAACAGGCGGUGCGACUGGCCUCGGGGAAAUGGCCGCACAAGCCUUCGUCCAAAACGGCGCCCGCGUCUUCAUCGCCUCACGCAAAGAAUCCGAACUGCGCUCUACCACUGACCGCCUCAACGCGCUCGGCCCAGGCCGCUGUUCCUAUAUUGUCGCGGACCUGAAGGACAAAGCCGGAUGUCUAGGUCUCUGUGAAGAGUUGAAGAAGCAGACGGAUAGGUUGACGGUGUUGGUCAACAAUACGGGGGCGAGUUGGGGAGAUGAUUACUACAACUAUCCAGAGCAUGCGUGGGACAAGCUAUAUGCACUGAAUGUGAAGAGCAUAUUUUACAUGACAGUGGGGUGUGAAGGAUUGUUGACCAAGGGGGCUGAUAUGCACAAUCCAUCCAGAGUCAUCAAUAUCGCCAGUAUGGCUGGUAUCACGACUGUGGAUGUUACGACCGGAGAGGGAGGUGGAUUGAGUAAACCAGGGACUGGCACAUUCAGUUACGGUCCAGCAAAAGCCGCAUGCAUCCACCUAACCAAAAUGCAAGCCUCGAAACUCGCCCCUAAGAAUAUCAUGGUCAACGUCAUUUGUCCAGGAGUCUUCCCCAGCCGCAUGACGAAUUUCGGCUUGGAGAAAUACGCUGAUGCGUUGACGUCUGGACAACCAACUGGCAGGAUUGGCAAACCUAGUGACUUUGGUGGGCUGGUGCUCUUCUUGAGUAGCAAGGCUAGUGCACAUAUCACCGGAAACGCCGUGGAGAUGGAUGGAGGUGCAACCUUAACAGGAUGGCGGGGGAAGGUUGGUGGUGGGGAUAGUAAAUUAUGA
Alternaria burnsii is the source of this 2826-nucleotide messenger RNA. RefSeq lists its product as uncharacterized. NCBI's taxonomy places the organism in Eukaryota, Fungi, Ascomycota, Dothideomycetes, Pleosporales, Pleosporaceae. The record is from RefSeq and is a predicted model, not a curated record. The transcript has 5 exons. The coding region runs from base 1 to 2826 and encodes 941 amino acids.